Messenger RNA from Bursaphelenchus xylophilus (pine wood nematode), 1327 nucleotides. Lineage: Eukaryota; Metazoa; Nematoda; Chromadorea; Rhabditida; Aphelenchoididae. The record is from the annotation of a GenBank genome assembly.
AUGGAGGAAUCCGGCUCUGACCUGCCAAAUUUGUCCUCCUUGGACAUGACACUUAAUCCAGGAGGAUACCAACUUUUACUAAGCCGUGGUAAGCUCGUUUUUGAUGUUGUUUUUGGGAGUUUAGGUCAUUUUCCUUUUCGAUGAAGGUCUCCGACGGUUUUACGAAGGAAUUUAUAGUGAAUAAUGAUCGGAAUGAGAGUGUUUUUAUAUUGUUUUAGACUUGAAACUGAUUGUUUUAUUUCUAGAGGAAAUGUCCGACGAAUUGCUGAGGGAAAUGGCCGAGGUGGAUCUGGAAUGUGAACGUCAGUUCGCGAAGUACAUGUACCCAAACCGGGUCGUCAAAGACGAGCCGAAGUCGAAGUCUUUGGAGGAGAAGAACCGAGAGUUGGAGGCCGAAAUAAAAGAACUCAGAGUGGAGGUGGCUUUCGGGAAACGGAAGGUCCAGCAAUUAGAGUCGAUGCUGAAGAAAGGCCCAGGAUCUUCAGCAACAGCUUCGUCGGAAAUUCAGGACGGAAUCGCGGAGAAGGACAGGCAGAUCGCCCAAUUACAACAACAGGCCAAAGAACUCAACAACCAGUUGGAAUCAGCUCUGGAAGAGGUUAAAAGCUUGCAGGACCAACUGGAAGCGGUAUGUUCAGUUUUUUCUUAUUGAAAUUGAAGUUUAGAAGGAAAAUCGGCCAGCCAGAGACCCGGAUGCCACGCAAAUCGUCAGAUUCCUCAAGGACAAUCCUAUAGAGACGGCUCAUCGACGAUCAACAGGACUUCAGAGUAUGGUGAGGGGUUUUUCGAUCUAUUGUCUAGUGUAAUAUCGCGAUGGUAAUUUUUUUUGUUUUUUUUUGUUUGGAAAUUUAUGUCCUUUUUCCAGAGCUCUUCAGGAUCGUCCGCUAAGAGCUUUGACCCAACAGAUUGCCUCGAAUGCAAAGGCCUUCAAGCCAAAAUCAAAGACCUGCAGGAAGACAUCACCGAAAGACGACGUUUAAUUCGGCGAUAUAUGUUCGCUGUCCAGCACCUUACCGGCUGCAAGGUGCGUUUGCGAGAAGAGGACAUGGUGAAGGUUGUGAGCAUCUUCGAUGAGAAGCAGGAGAUGUUCUUCAACGUCACUACGGAACCUACGUCGCGUGAUGCCAAAAUCGAGCUCCUGGAAUGUCGAGGAUUGGAGAGACACAAGGACCUGACUGCCCGGCUUGGAACCAUCUCUGUCCCGAUCCUCUUGGCCCACAUUCUGAUCGCGCAAUUUGAGAAGGAGGACGGAAGCACCACCCUGUUCCAAGAGACCGCCACUUACUGCCAAACUGCCGAUAGCACCACGCAACUGCUCGGCAAAUAA